Helicoverpa zea (corn earworm) is the source of this 3846-nucleotide messenger RNA. RefSeq names its product zinc finger protein 814-like. The transcript is spliced from 10 exons. The record is from RefSeq and is a predicted model, not a curated record. NCBI's taxonomy places the organism in Eukaryota, Metazoa, Arthropoda, Insecta, Lepidoptera, Noctuidae. The coding region runs from base 212 to 3406 and encodes 1064 amino acids.
AUAGACAUUCAAUGACUGCGUUUGCCACAAGGAAAUUGUAUUUUAUUUGGCAACAAGACUUUGACAAUCGAUAUCCUCGAAGACUUGACGACAGCUGUCAAAUUGUUGGCAGACGGCAAUAACAUAAAUUAUUAAUGCAAACAAAUAAUUACGAUUAUUUAAUGUAAUGAGUUUCUUAAGUUCAGUGUAAGAUAGGAAUAUCAAUGCUAAAAUGAAUUCGGAUGAGUCGGACGACGAGCCACUGUCGGUCAUAGCGGCAAAUAAGAAAUUAGAUCCAGAUAAAUAUGAGGAGGCGACGUCAGAUAAUUCCGAGACUCAAAGUAAGAAAAAGAAGAAAUUACCGCCGCCUAAACGGCUGUCCAUCACUAUAAAGCUUCAGAAGAAGAAGGCUGGACAGCAACAACAAGUUAUAGAGCGUCCUGAAGACGUGUGGCUUUACUUAAAAGAUCUCAACCCUUCAGGGCCCUAUAGUUGUUUACUUUGCUCAGAUUGGUUCAUAAACAGAUCGAAAAUUAUUGUUCACUAUGUCCUUAAUCAUAAGAAAGACUUUUGCGGUAUUUGUAGAUAUUUCGUACCUGACAGAGAUUCUUGGUGGAAACAUGUUAAGUUUCAUACUCCUUGGCCUUGCUCACAAUGUGUUCAGAACUUUGAAACAGAAAUAGAGUUACGAAGCCACUUGAAGAGUGUUCAUAAUCUUGUACAUUGUAGACUUUGUCAUUUCCGAGUUAUGGACGGAGAUGCAUAUCACACACAUUUAUUCCAAAAACACAAUGUCUCCAAUGUAUCUAACAAGGACGAGGAAAACUUUUGGGAGUUAGAAUAUGAUGGUACAUCUAACUUCGUUUGUUUACUCUGUACUAAGACUAACAUCGCAACUAGGACAUUCUUCAAUCAUUACAUGGGGUACCACCAUUUUACUCUGAAAUGUUUCACAGCACUAGUGUCAGGCAGAGACCCCCCAUUCUCAGUAUAUGGUGCUGACCUCAGGGCAGAAUUUGUUGAAGAACAACUAAAACAACAUGCUAGGUAUGGCUAUGUUGAUGCAGAAAUUAAGCCCACUGACUGUGCUAUAGAAGCGGAUCCUAAUGACACUAAAGACUUGCUGAAAGUCCUCAUACCAGAAAUAAAGCAAGAAGUUAUGGUCACAGAUGAAGGGAAGAAUGAUGAGACAGAAACAAACAAAGACGAUGAUUAUGAUGAUGUUUACAAAAACUAUAAUGGUGAUGAUGACUUUGAUGUGACCCUAAUGGAGCUGAUAGUUGUUCAAAACUGUUACCAUGACUACAUUAGUGAUAUAUUAUCAGACUACAAUGCUAAAACAUUUUAUGAGCACUCUAGUGUUAAUUACGAGAAGCUUACAACUGAAGUUGCUAUGGAUAUUGUUUGUACGUUGUGCCGUGUUCGGUACAGUACCUUAUCCAAUUUUGUAACACAUAUGUUCAAGAUGCAUUGUGUGAAAUCCUUACCAAUAUUUUCAUGUAGAGUGUGUGCGACUACUUUUGAAUCUCAAGCAGAGUUAGAUAAUCAUACAGCACAUGAAUUGGGUGAUUUUGAAGAUUUAUGGAUUUGUCAAUUCUGUGAUAAGGAGUUUGAUGACAGGGAAGCUACAAGACGGCAUCUCACUGAACACUGGGAAGUAGUAGAAUAUGACAACUGUUUCAGUCCUCACUUAGGCUUCAAAUGUCGAUAUUGUCCGACACUGUUUUGGCAUGAGACUGACAGAGAAACUCAUCAAGUUCGUGCUCAUUUCUUUAAUAAUAAAGAAUCUUAUUACAAGUGUGAGCCUUGUAAUGAAGUUUUCAGUGAUAAGGUAUGGUUUGUCCACCACUACUUAGAAAAGCAUAGCACCCCUGAAAAGGUACCACUGUACUUGCUAAAGUGCACCCUCUGCUGCAUGGUGCUACCAACCAUCGAGGAGAUGAGAACUCACUUCAACUGGGAGCACCCUGAAGCCAGGAAGGUGUUCUGUUCCUUGGACUCAUGUCAGUACAAGCCUUUGAGCCAUAGAAAGUCCUUUAAGCUGCACGUGCGGACGAUGCACACAUCCCGCUCCCGAGCUGAGCGCUCAGUAGAAUGCGCGGUGUGCGGACGUGAGUUCAGCAGCUCGCGUGCAUGCGGUGCUCACAUGUCGCAGGCGCACGGGCCCGGCAAGUUCAAGUGCAAGCUCUGCCGCGAGGUGCUGCACACUAUGGAUGAGCGAAAGCUCCACUACCUUAUCAGUCACCCUGGUCAGCAUCCGUUCGAGUGCACGGAAUGCGGCAAGUCGUUCCAGUACAAGUCGUCCCUGUAUAUGCACAAACAAGAUCAUCUGCCUAACAAGCAGAACUACACCUGUACCUACUGCGGGAAGAUAUUCAUGAAACGGGAUUCAUUCCGUGAACACGUCCAAAUCCACGAAGGUCCUCGUCACGCGUGCUCGUACUGCCCCAUGCGGUUCGUGCAGCGCUCCAACAUGCUGCGGCACGAGCGGCGCCACACGGGCGAGCGGCCCUACGCCUGCCCCCACUGUCCCAGGAGCUUCGCUGACAAGGGCGCUUGUAAUUCUCAUGCUAGGACCCAUCUGAAGGACACCUCGUAUGCAUGUAUGUACUGCGGGAAAACCUUCGUACAGAAGUCCAAGCUUACAUACCACAUCAGGAAACAUACUGGCGAGAACCUAGAGACCUGUCCAGUGUGUUCCAAACUAUUUACAAGCGCUUGUUCCCUGCGUGAACACAUGAAAAUACAUGAGCCUAAGAAAGCAACGGUGAAAUGUCCACUAUGUGAGCGCUUGUAUCAAGACGAGCGCUACAUGCUGCGGCACCUGCGCACGUCGCACACUCGCGCGCGGCACGCGUGCCCGCUCUGCGGCAAGACGCUCACCAGCGCCGCAGGGUUGAGGCAUCACGUUAUCACUCACAGCUCUAUGAAGACUAUCAGGUGCAAAAUGUGUCCAAAAGCGUACUCAGUGAAGAGGACAAUGAUAAAACAUUUCCGACGUCGACACGGAUUCAAGGGCACCGAGUCUAACAUCAAAGAGUAUUACACCAGGCUGGACCCCAGAGAGUGUAACCUUGGCCUCGACGAACCCAUCAUGACCAGUAUUUUUGGACCCCCACAGCGAAAAAUGACAGAUAUCUUAGUAGGAGAUUAUGUUACCCUAACUAAUAUUAACCAAGAGAAAGGAGAUGAAAAGCAGGAAGAAAGUGAGGCAGAAGGAACACAAAAUGAAAAGUCGGAAUCUGAAGAUGAACAGUCAAGAGAUAGUGAAAAGGAUUCAGAUGACAAUGAGAAUGAAGAAAAGAAAGUAACCAUUAAAGUAGAGGGCAAAGAAGAAAGUGAACAAAAUGAUCAAGAGUUAGAACCUACUGAUUUUGUUAGUGUUAAAAUCGAACCCAUGGAUGAUGAACUUCAUGAGAAUGUGUAGUUCAAACUAGCCGAUUGUUGUAUAGACGAUAGCACACAAUUGAGAAUUAAUGCUUCUAACGAUGACGCUUGGAGCCCUGUAUGACCUAUAACGUAUUUUUGAUGUGCGGAAUAUGUCCGAAAAACCGCUGUUAUAAUCUAAUUAAUGAGGCGAAAAGAAGGCGUGGUUAAGAAAAUAACUGAAUUUUGAAAAGAAGAAAUAUAGGAUUAUUAGUAAAUGUGUAUUUAUAGAAUAGUAAAUAGAGGUCUUGUGUAAUACCUAUAGGAAUUUAUAGAAAGUAAUACGUUAUGAGAUGUUAUAAGUUUUAGCACGUUGUAAAUAUGUAACUGAUAUUAGUGUGUAAGUACAGUUUUUUUUCAUCAGUUUUAUGGCUAGUACUGUAUGCUAUUUGAGAAUAGAUGAGUGUUGUCGGUUUAAUAAAGUAAUUUUUACUGUUCAAA